AUGUUCUACUCAGAGACACUCCUCUCAAAGACCGGGCCGCUGGCUCGCGUCUGGCUCGCUGCCAACCUCGAGCGCAAGCUGUCAAAGAGUAACAUCCUGCAAUCAAGCAUCGAGGACAGUGUUGGCGCAAUCGUUGAUCAGGCCCAGGCGCCAAUGGCCCUGCGGUUGAGCGGACAGCUGCUGCUGGGUGUUGUCCGCAUUUACAGCAGAAAAGCACGCUACUUACUCGAUGAUUGCAACGAAGCUUUGAUGAAAAUCAAGAUGGCAUUCCGCCCAGGCGCCGUGGACCUGCCCACCACCGCAUCGCAUGCUGUGGACCCAGCUACUCUGGUUAUGCCCGAUAUCCUAACAGAGCUUGAUUUGCUCCAGCCACUGCCGGAUCCGGCUUUGCUUCUGGCAGGCCUUCCAGAAAUUUCUCCAAGCCGACGCGAUCCCACUCUUCUGGACUUUGACACUAGCCAGCUUAUCUCCGGCAGUAUCGAAGAGCCUCGCGCCGCACCGGAAGACCUUCCACAGUGGUUCGAUGAAGACCUGCCAUUGGAUAUUGAAGAGGAGAUAAGCAUAGAAGUCGGGCGAAGAGAAGCCCCUGCAAGGACGUUGGAGGAAGAGUAUGGCAUAAGUCCAAAGCCACCUGGCGCUGAUGAACUCAUGCUUGGCAUUGAAGAAGAACCUGAAAUCUCUGCCCUUCCAGAGGACACCCUUAUGGGCGGCAUCGAGGAGUUGGGCGCAAGACUGGAAGAGGAGGAAGCGCCGGUCAUGGCUGUGCCAGCGGAGCGCCGGGAGCGGGAGACAAUUUCCCCGCUAUCCACGAUUAGGUCAAGUGUGGAGCGCGAUCUGGAGGCGACCUACCUGGAGCAAAUCGCUGUUGCUGAGGCCGAGGAGGAGGCCGUUCGCCAAGCACAACGGGCUAAGCGACGCAGAGUCCUUCCAGCUGAUGCCGAUACCGAGAUUCACCAUAGCCAAAUUAGAGAUCAGCAGACCAACCGGGACCGCAUCCUCAAGCCGGCAUCGUUCCUCCCAAGAGACCCGAUGCUCUUGGCACUUAUGAACAUGCAAAGGACCGGAGGCUUCGUCUCAAGCAUUCUCGGUGAUGGCCGUAGUCAAGGUUGGGCUCCAGAGUUGCGCGGCAUCCUCUCGCUCGAGGUUGUGCGGCGGUCAGGCGAUCUCAAGCGCAAGCGCGACGAGGGACUUCCGGAGAUUGAGGCAGUAGAAGAAGAAGCACGCAUAAGCCCCGAGCGCGUCCCGCAACUGGAGGUUGAACCGGAAGAGGUUGAGCUGGGCCCUGCACCAAUUGAAGAGCUUGGUUUCCCCCCUCCACCAGAGGAAGAAGAGCUCGAAGCGCGUGCUGUGAGCGAAGAAGCUGCCCUCUCACCGCCACCGUACAUCGAAGAAUACGAGGCACCUGAGGCGGCAGGUCCAGUCGCGGUGGCCACGAGACAUGCUGUACACAUGCUGCGAGGGAAAUUUGGACCUGAACCUGCAGAAAGUCCUGAAGAACGGGAGCGCCAGAGUAUUCUCUUCCAGGAGUUGCUCCCCGAAGCUACUACCACCCGAGCGGAUGCGACCAAGAUGUUCUUCGAAAUCCUGGUCCUGUCUACCAAGGACGCAGUCACGCUAGAGCAGCCCGCUGAUAUCCUUGGGGGUCCGCUACGCAUCAAGGCUAAGAGGGGUCUGUGGGGCGAUUGGGCAGAGGCGUCAGCCGGUGGUGAGAUUGCUUCGCAAACCCAGCCGACCGGGAGUCCUGUGGCCGUGGCAUAA
Coniosporium apollinis CBS 100218 is the source of this 1758-nucleotide messenger RNA. RefSeq lists its product as uncharacterized. The coding region runs from base 1 to 1758 and encodes 585 amino acids. Gene Ontology annotation, molecular function: protein binding; chromatin binding. Gene Ontology annotation, biological process: replication-born double-strand break repair via sister chromatid exchange; synaptonemal complex assembly; mitotic sister chromatid cohesion. The record is from RefSeq and is a predicted model, not a curated record. Lineage: Eukaryota; Fungi; Ascomycota; Dothideomycetes. The transcript has 2 exons. Gene Ontology annotation, cellular component: synaptonemal complex; cohesin complex.